Molecule: messenger RNA, 600 nt
Organism: Mauremys mutica (yellowpond turtle)
Lineage: Eukaryota; Metazoa; Chordata; Testudines; Geoemydidae
Gene: IFNG
Product: interferon gamma
Exons: 4
Coding region: 1-510 (169 amino acids)
Biological process (GO): immune response
Cellular component (GO): extracellular region
Molecular function (GO): type II interferon receptor binding
Source: RefSeq, a predicted model, not a curated record
AUGACUCCUCAGAUUUAUCUCUUCAUCCUUCUAUCUAUCAGCUCUUGUUUUGGAUGUUUCUUUUGUCAAUCAAUUCUUCCUAAAAUAGAAGAAGAUAUAGAAAAACUCAAAGCUGACUUUAAUUCAAGUCAGUCAGAUGUAGCUGAGGGCGGAUCUAUUUUCACAGAAAGACUGAAAAGUUGGACAGAGGCAAAUGAAAAAAAAAUCAUACUCAGCCAGAUCAUUUCCAUGUACUUGAAAAUGUUUGAUAAUAUUGGUCCGGCUACGAGUAAAUUGCACGUCAAGAACAUACACAAUGCCCUGCAUACGUUGAACAACAGCCUAACUGAAAGCUUCAAAAAAGUAAAAGACCUAAUGGAGUUGGCAAAACUUCCGAUGAAUGAUAAGAAAAUCCAACGCAAAGCUGUUAAUGAACUUUUCCCCACCUUACAAAAACUACUACUGGACCAUCCAACUACUCACGUAAAGAGAAAAAGGAGCCAAAAUCAGAAAAGGAAAUGUAGAUGUUGAAAGGCUUAGUUAUACCUUUUGUUAUUCCGUUUUUAUAUAAAUCUAUUUAUUAAUAUUUAACUAUUUUUCAAUCAUUAUUUAUAAUGAAAU